Molecule: messenger RNA, 1125 nt
Organism: Paracoccidioides lutzii Pb01
Exons: 2
Coding region: 1-1125 (374 amino acids)
Molecular function (GO): hydrolase activity
Source: RefSeq, a predicted model, not a curated record
AUGUGCCGACUUCAAAUCAUAGUGUUCCAAUUGCUCCUGGGUUUUACGAGCCAAACAAACAAUGGCCUCCAUUGGAGUCAAAGACUCGCAGUUGCUGUUGUCCGAACCAGAAGGACUACAUUUCCCGCAGAACAGCUAACCAGAAAGUUUCGUAAGAUCUCAACUGGAAGAGCAAUCAAAAUUUACUGCUCUAAGCUCAACAUCGCCUACAAAGAGGUCGCACUGAAGGAUAGCUCCACCAAGGCCCAAACUGAGCCAUGUCUGCAUGUCCCACAGCCAACCUUGCACUUUGUCACUCCCCCGUCAGCCUCUGAAACUGGGCCGAUACUGCUGUAUUUUCAUGGAGGGGGAUACGUCAACCCCCUUCAAGCGCCCGGUCACAUGCCUUUCGCUCUACGGUGUGCCGCAGCAUGUAAAGCCAAAGAAGUAGUCUUUCUCGAGUUCUCUCUGGCUCCAGAACAUCCGUAUCCGUCGCAACUCGUUCAGGCCGUGGCUCCUCUUCGAUAUUUACUAAACGAGCUCUCCCUUCGGGCUGACGACAUUAUAAUCGCGGGCGACAGCGCGGGUGGCAACUUGACAGGGUCCCGUCACCCUUAUGCGGCACCACUAGACCUUGCUGGCCGCCAACUAGAAGCUGUGUUGUUUGUGAGUCCCUGGGUUAUAUUGGGAACCGAUCAAGGCAGCUAUCGUACGAAUCAUGGGAGGGAUUUUCUCACCCUGGCACAGGAGAAUUGGUUUAAGGCGCGGUGGAAUGCUAAUGGGAUUGCCAAUGAGGAAGAGGUAUGGGCAAAUCUACGUGAAGGGGAGGGUGCCACGGAUGUUUGGAAUGGGGUGUUUCCAUCCUCCGGGGAGUCACAGGGCCUGGUUAAGAAGGCGAUGGUCACAGUCGGCACAGCGGAAGUUUUGCUGGACAGUUGCCGGUUAUUUGCUAGAAACUGCGUGAAGGCAGAGACGGUUGUCGCUCAGCGGGAAACUGACUGGAGUGUCUUCCAUGGAAAGGAUUUCGUUUUUGCAGAGUGUGAGGGUGCGGUCCAUAUCCAACCUGCGCUUGACGUUGCGGUGAAAUACUAUGAGGGAUAUAUGAUGCAGGCAGCUCUAUCGCGGCUGAAAGCGUAUGAUGUUUGA